Patiria miniata (bat star) is the source of this 4029-nucleotide messenger RNA. RefSeq lists its product as uncharacterized. Gene Ontology annotation, molecular function: serine-type endopeptidase activity. Lineage: Eukaryota; Metazoa; Echinodermata; Asteroidea; Valvatida; Asterinidae. The transcript is spliced from 7 exons. Gene Ontology annotation, biological process: proteolysis. The record is from RefSeq and is a predicted model, not a curated record. Bases 16 to 2778 code for a protein of 920 amino acids.
UUCAUAGGAGUCACAAUGUCAUGUGACACUGGAAAGGUGUUUAAGACCAGCCAGCUAUGUCUUUAUCAACUGUUUAAAACUGGCCACGUGACAGGCUCUCAACCAACUGUCUUAGCUUUAGAAGUCAGCACAGCCAGCUAUGAACCAGAAGUGACCACUGCUCCAGCGGCGUUACUGGAGUUUGUCAACAAACCCGUGGACGUGACCAACUUACAGCUAGGGGACCCUGUCAAGCAACAGUGCAGCGUCAACCUAGAGGGCGCUACGGUCAAGUGGUUUAAGGAAAACAGAGAACUACCAGCAGGUGAAUCCACUGAGGGAGUUUACAUCGCAGAGGUUCCCGGGGGAAGCACCCUGAUUAUCCCAGUCUUUGAGGCAGAACAUGAAGGCAUCUACUCGUGCCAGGCGCAACUGCAUGAGCAACCCGCCAUAAAGGCUCCUAUAGUGCUUCGAAUUGGUGAAGAGUCGUCAAACGUGGAGUCCAUAUCCCCAGACUACAUCAGCAGUGAAGCCGAGGGAUUUGUUGACUUUCUGACCACGCCUGAGGACGCUACCGUCACGGACGGCGCGGAUCACGUCCUGUCCUGCUCAGCCGCAGGAAGUCCUCACAUCAUCUGGGAGAAAGACGGUACGGGAGUCGUCUACAAUGAGAGAAUCUACCCCAUCUUCGCGGACAACCUGUUGGUCGGCGACGCCAGGGUGACUGACAGUGGGACGUACUCCUGCGUGGUGUACAGCGAAGAGGAUGUCAAGCUCGGCUCGGUCUCGGCCCAACUGACAGUCAGAUCCAGUCUGGAUGUGUCAGAUGUCUGUGGUCUUGUGACGGCCAGGGAGGCUGCAAACUCUACAAAGCCAAAGGACAAAUUCCGUAUCGUAAACGGCGAGGUUGCCCAGAAGGGAUCAUCCCCAUGGAUUGCCCGGCUUUGGCAUCGACAUCAUACCGAACACUUCUGCGGCGGAUCCCUGAUCAACUAUCGCUGGGUGGUCACUGCAGCACACUGCAUCAAGGGGCCAGAUCAUUACUACCAGGCCGAGCAAAUCGAGGUCCGUUUGGGCGAUCACGAUUCGAUGAAUAUCGAAGACAGUGAGAUGAAGUUCCGAGUCUCUCGGAUUGUGCUUCAUGAGGACUAUCGAAGGGAUUCCUUCGACAACGACAUCGCCUUGCUGGAGUUAGAUCCAAGGGUACCAGAGUUUACGGAGUACGUCUGCCCGAUUUGCCUGCCCAAGUUGCGGCUCUCGGAGAGGUUACUGGUGCCUGGGGAGGAUGCCCGUAUCGUUGGCUGGGGUAGGAUCAUCUCUCGAGGAAGUUACCCGAGGUAUCUACGGGAAGUCUACGUUCCCAUUGUCCCUGAGGUGACAUGUCGAGAGUCAGCAGGCAGUUACCUGACUGGUAACAUGUUCUGCGCCGGGUUUCGGCAGGCUGCGCAAGGUGACGCAUGCCAGGGGGACAGCGGGGGACCUCUGGCAAUGAAGAAGGGCAACAAGUGGCACCUGCUGGGGGUUAUUAGCUGGGGUGAGGGGUGCUCCCAGGCUGAGAAGUAUGGAUUCUACAGCAAAGUCGUCAAUUAUGUCACCUGGAUGAGAGAUGUUAUGACUGAAGUUGGUGAAGAGUUGUCAAGCAUUGAGUCCAUACCCUUAGACUACAUCAGCAGUGAGGUUGAGGAAUCUGUUGACUUUCUGACCACGCCUGAGGACGCUACCAUCACGGACGGCGCGGAUCACGUCCUGUCCUGCUCAGCCGCAGGAAGUCCUCACAUCAUCUGGGAGAAAGACGGUACGACAGUCAUCUACAAUGAGAGAAUCUACCCCAUCUUUGCAGACAACCUGGUGGUCGGCGGCGCCAGGGUGACUGACAGUGGGACGUACUCCUGCGUGGUGUACAGCGAAGAGGAUGUCAAGCUUGACUCGGUCUCGGCCCAACUGACAGUCAGAUCCAGUCUGGAUGUGUCAGAUGUCUGUGGCCUUGUGACGGCCAGGGAGGCUGCAAACUCUACAAAGCCAAAGGACAAAUUCCGCAUCGUAAACGGCGAGGUUGCCCAGAAGGGAUCAUCCCCGUGGAUUGCCCGGCUUUGGCAUCGUCAUCUUGCCAAACACUUCUGCGGCGGAUCCCUGAUCAACUAUCGCUGGGUGGUCACUGCAGCACACUGCAUCAAGGGGCCAGAUCAUUACUACCAGACUGAGCAAAUCGAGGUCCGUUUGGGCGAUCACGAUUCGACAGUUAUCGAAGACAGCGAGAUGAAGUUCCGAGUCUCUCGGAUUGUGCUUCAUGAGGACUAUCGAAGGGAUUCCUUCGACAACGACUUCGCCUUCGACAACGACAACGACAUCGCCUUGCUGGAGUUAGAUCCAAGGGUACCAGAGUUUACGGAGUACAUCUGCCCGAUUUGCCUGCCCAAGUUGCGGCUCUCGGAGAGGUUACUGGUGCCUGGGGAGGAUGCCCGUAUCGCUGGCUGGGGUAGGAUCAUCUUUCGAGGAAGUUACCCGAGGUAUCUACGGGAAGUCUACGUUCCCAUUGUCCCUGAGGUGACAUGUCGAGAGUCGGCAGGCAGUCUCCUGACUGGUAACAUGUUCUGCGCCGGGUUUCGGCAGGCUGCGCAAGGUGACGCAUGCCAGGGGGACAGCGGGGGACCUCUGGCAAUGAAGAAGGGCAACAAGUGGCACCUGCUGGGGGUUAUUAGCUGGGGUGACGGGUGCUCCCAGGCUGAGAAGUAUGGAUUCUACAGCAAAGUCGUCAAUUAUGUCACCUGGAUGAGAGAUGUUAUGACUGAAGGCAUGUAAUCAUUCCAGAAAGGAAAGUUUGCCUUUUUCAAAAAUAAUUUCGCCUUAUAUUGCCAAGCUAGGAUUAGACAUUGUUGUGUGCGUUCUAGUAUGCCCCCGCCUCUAGUUGCCAAAAACAUAACGUGGCCAUGAAUGGAAAGCGCUUUUUUUUCUUGAACAGUUGAAGAGACUGCUUUCCCCAAACCAAUAUUCAUGUCACAGGUUCUGUAAAAAUGUCAGUCUGAGCUUUAUGAAAUGGCCCAAAAUGAAAGAGAAUUGAAUCAGUUACGUCUGUGCCCAUGUUUUGGGAACUGCUUGGCAAAUAUACACAGUCAAACACUGUAAAUACAAGCUCAAUCAUAUUAUCCUGUAUUUUACAAUAUGUGAAGUGAUGGUUUUUCCCAUUCCAGAUUUUCAUUGUUAUUAAACCGCAGCACAGAUUUAUGAGCAGGUUUGCGUUUUAAUAGCGCGACAAUUAUUGGCACCUUACUCCUGGAUUUAGUGAGAAUGAGUAAUUGAAGAGACACUUUCAAAAUGUACUCAUUGUAACGUUGUUGAUAAUGCUGCAACCAGGCCGAUGUACACGCUCGUCGUACUCAUGCUACCACUGCUCGUAUUAAGCAGAUUUCCUCUCAUAGAUAUGUGUACGUUUUGGUCGGGACUGACGAAAUGUGUACGUUGCAAAUGUUAUCUCGUUCAAACCACUUUGUGUAAUAAUUGUGCUUGACUGUAAUGCUUUUGGCAAUUUUGACAAAUUUAGUAGAAAAGCAGAUAUCAUUUUGGCUUCUUUUAUCCUAAAAUCACAUUAACUGUAUCAAUAUAAUAAAACUAGUGCGUGUAUGCUUAUACUGCUUAGGUUUUUUAUAUACAUGUACUGUAAAACAUGCGCCAAAAAUAUGUAUUUGUAAUCUGCAGUUGCUUUACAUGUCUUGCCUUCUGAAAGUGUUAUUUCUUUGUACUAGAAUACACGUCAACUUCUUGUGCAUGUUUCUUGAAAAUGUUUAUAAUGUUGAACACGUGGAAUAAAAUGCAAUUAUGGAAAGAAAACUUUAGGCAUGUAGAAAGUAUAUUCCGUACCCGUUUGGACAAAAUUAAAAAACCAAAAAGGGAGAAACUCAAAUUUGUGUUCAUAUGUUCACUUUAUGUAAAUUUAUUCAGUGUGCAUGAUUGACCAGUAAUGCGAACAGGUUUGUAAUUGUAUUAUUAAAAUAAAAUUAUGAACAAAGACAUAUUGUAAGCAGAGUUAGCGUGAAUCAAUUGAAUUUAAAUAUA